Molecule: messenger RNA, 660 nt
Organism: Cucurbita maxima (winter squash)
Lineage: Eukaryota; Viridiplantae; Streptophyta; Magnoliopsida; Cucurbitales; Cucurbitaceae
Product: embryo-specific protein ATS3A-like
Exons: 2
Coding region: 34-612 (192 amino acids)
Molecular function (GO): protein binding
Source: RefSeq, a predicted model, not a curated record
UUCUUCUUUCUUCCUCCUCCUCCCAUUCCAAACAUGCCGUUUUCCGGCGGAACAGCCCCGCCCUUCUGCGCCCUUCUCCUCCUCUCUCUACUCGCCGCCGGGAACUGCCUCGCUUCAACCCAUGAGAAAGCUUGCAUGUAUGCCGUCACUGUGGAAACAACGUGCACAAAGGGCGCCGACACGUCGAACCACGUCAGCCUGAGAUUCGGCGACACGAAUUCGAACGACAUUGUCGUCGGACACCUGAAUUCCAAGCACGUGAGGAGGGUGGAUUCUUUAGAACCACAAGUUCUGGAUGACAUGCCAAGAAAGCCGUUUCAAGCUUGCAUGGUGGAUCACUUCCAAGUCACUGCAAAAUGUGUCACCUCGCCGAUUUGUUACCUUUACCUGAAAGUCGCCGGCGCCGACGACUGGCGGCCGGGAUUCGUCCAUGUUCGGCUGUUGGAGAGCCCACAUCUUAGCUCAAAUAAUUUCUAUUUCCGACGUGUGUUGCCUCGCCACGUUUGGCAUGGAUUGGACACGUGUCGUGGUGACGUCACCCCUUUUGGCAUCAAACGCAGUAGAAAAGUCUUUGCCGCUAGCAAACAUUUUUUAAGGCAUAAAUUCAAUUAAAUUCCCCAAAUGUAAUUAAAUGUCUUUUUUUUUUUUUUUACUUAAGUU